This is a messenger RNA of Cariama cristata (Red-legged seriema), 1008 nucleotides long. RefSeq names its product eukaryotic translation initiation factor 3, subunit E (gene EIF3E). NCBI's taxonomy places the organism in Eukaryota, Metazoa, Chordata, Aves, Cariamiformes, Cariamidae. The transcript is spliced from 8 exons. The record is from RefSeq and is a predicted model, not a curated record. The annotation marks the transcript as partial. Gene Ontology annotation, biological process: translational initiation. Gene Ontology annotation, molecular function: translation initiation factor activity. Gene Ontology annotation, cellular component: nucleus; eukaryotic translation initiation factor 3 complex; cytoplasm.
GUUCCAGCAACGGACAGAAAUGCUUUGAGUUCUCUAUGGGGAAAACUGGCAUCUGAAAUUCUGAUGCAGAAUUGGGAUGCAGCCAUGGAAGAUCUCACAAGACUAAAGGAGACAAUAGAUAAUAAUUCUGUCAGCUCUCCGCUGCAGUCUCUUCAGCAAAGAACAUGGCUCAUCCACUGGUCUUUGUUCGUGUUUUUUAAUCAUCCUAAAGGGAGAGACAAUAUCAUUGACCUUUUUCUCUAUCAACCACAGUAUCUCAAUGCAAUUCAGACAAUGUGCCCACAUAUCCUCAGGUAUCUGACUACUGCAGUCAUAACAAAUAAGGAUGUUCGAAAACGUAGACAAGUGCUGAAAGAUCUAGUCAAGGUUAUUCAGCAGGAGUCCUACACAUACAGGGACCCUAUCACAGAGUUUGUGGAAUGCUUGUAUGUUAAUUUUGAUUUUGAUGGUGCACAGAAGAAACUGAGAGAGUGUGAAACAGUGCUUGUGAAUGAUUUCUUCUUAGUGGCAUGCCUUGAGGACUUCAUUGAGAAUGCCCGUCUCUUUAUAUUUGAGACUUUUUGUCGCAUCCAUCAAUGUAUCAGCAUUGGUAUGUUGGCAGAUAAACUAAAUAUGACUCCUGAAGAAGCAGAAAGGUGGAUUGUCAAUCUAAUUCGAAAUGCACGAUUAGAUGCCAAACUGGAUUCAAAGCUGGGCCACGUAGUCAUGGGCAACAAUGCAGUCUCACCUUAUCAACAGGUGAUUGAAAAGACCAAAAGCCUGUCUUUUCGUAGUCAAAUGUUGGCUAUGAACAUCGAGAAGAAAUUGAAUCAGAGUGGUAGAUCUGAGGCACCUAACUGGGCUACUCAAGACUCUGGCUUCUACUGAAAUACUUCUGCAGAGGGGGGAAAAAAAAAAAAUCAGUUUUCAUUUGACUAAAAAGCACAUAAAUAUGUAACUUUUUUGGAAAAAGGUAAUUAUGUGCUCCAUCUAACAUUAUUUGAAUAAAAUUGGCUAAUUUUACCAGUC